AUGGAAAACCACCUGAAUAAAAUAUUUGAUUAUUCAAAAACGUCUAAUGAUCCUUUUGAACUAAUGUUGUAUAUUGACUUGCAGAGAACAGCAAAAUUUAUAUUUACUAUUUCAAGCCGAUUCACUGAAUGUUUAACUCGAAUUGUUGUUAAACGCGAAGAAUUUUUGACCAUUUAUAUUCAUUGUUUAACAGAUAUUAAGGUUUAUAGCCGGUAUCCGAAAGUUAAGCAUAAUCUGUUUGACAGUAUGAAUGCUUCAUUAACUAAAGUAUCAAGCGAUAUUCAAGAUUAUGAGGUGCGGAAAGCGCAUGACGAUGAUGAUGAUGUGGGACAGGAUGAAAACGAUUAG
This is a messenger RNA of Didymodactylos carnosus, 348 nucleotides long. Lineage: Eukaryota; Metazoa; Rotifera; Eurotatoria; Philodinida; Philodinidae. The record is from the annotation of a GenBank genome assembly.